AUGGCAUCGCCUGCAGAAGAACGAUGCCAGGUUCUUCAUUAUGCUGCAGGGGCUGGUCGCGCGGACAUAAUCUCCCUUGCAAUUGAACAGGAGAUUGCUGAUGAAGCAGGAGACGUACUGCGCUUGCUGUCUUCCCAAGCCGAGAAAGGCACUGCGCUGCACGAGGCCUGCCGUUGCGGGCACGUGGACGUGGUGCGGCUGCUGCUCCUUCGCGGGGCGCCCCCGGAGCUCCCGGACGCCGCCGGCCGAGCCGCCUUCGAGGUCGCCAAGGCGGAGUGCCCGCCCGCCAGGCUGGGCCCCGUGCGCGCGGCCUUCGAAGCCGAGCUCUUCAAGCGCUGCGCCUCUGGUGACACCGUCGGUGCUGAGGCAUUAGCUCGAGGCGGCUUGGAGUUGAACUGCACGCAGGCACGUCCGGACAUCCGACGCAAUCAUUGA
Molecule: messenger RNA, 435 nt
Organism: Effrenium voratum
Lineage: Eukaryota; Dinophyceae; Suessiales; Symbiodiniaceae
Source: the annotation of a GenBank genome assembly